CUAAAUUCCCGCCUGAUCAUGACUUUCUUCCCUUUACCGUACCGACUGAAAAAGAAAAAAAGAAAAAGGGAAGAAAGUCUCUGCCUGGCUGACAAUUCCACUACUACAAUUCCGCCACCAGGCGGAGCGUUGAACAGAAAAUUGAAACCUAAAAUCUUUCUUAUUUAAUUUAUUCAUUCACCAACGUACACAAACACACACAGAUUGUGACAGCCAUCGCAGUUUAAUUAAGCAAAAAAAAAGAAGAGAAACUGAUCAUAAAUGAAGGCGAAAGCAGCAGGAAUUAAACGGAAAUGGAGUUUGAAUUUGAAUAUGAAGAAGACAAAAUUAGGGUUACCUGUUGCAUUUCUAUGCUGCUCGUUCUUCUUUCUAGCUGGUCUUCUUGUUUCCAAUCUUAUUUCUCAGAAUUUUGAUUUAAAUGGAGAUAAUCAGAAAGGAAGAGGGAGGCCUCUUGAAUCGAUGAAAGAGUAUGAUUUGUUGCUUUCUGGAGAUACUGGAGAUCAUUCUCUUACUCUUAUUCCUUUUCAGAUAUUGAGUUGGAAACCGCGGGCUCUAUAUUAUCCAAAUUUUGCAACAGCAGAGCAAUGCCAAAGCAUAAUCAAUAUGACAAAGCCUCAUCUUAAACCCUCCACUUUAGCUUUGCGCAAAGGCGAAACUGAAGAGAACACCAAAGGAAUCAGAACAAGCUCUGGUGUGUUUGUUAGUGCUUCUGAUGACGAAACUGGGGUUUUGGAAGCUAUUGAAGAAAAAAUUGCAAGGGCUACAAUGCUUCCAAGGGACCAUGGAGAGGCAUUCAAUGUUUUGCGUUAUGAGAUUGGUCAGAAGUAUAAUUCCCAUUAUGAUGCAUUUAAUCCUGCAGAGUAUGGUCCGCAGAAGAGCCAAAGGGUUGCUUCUUUCUUGUUAUAUUUAUCUGAUGUAGAAGAAGGUGGAGAGACCAUGUUUCCCUUUGAGAAUGAUAUGGAAAUUGAUGGAAGUUAUGAUUUCGAUAAGUGUAUUGGUUUACAAGUGAAACCACGCCGAGGGGAUGGACUUUUAUUCUAUUCACUUUUCCCAAAUAAUACAAUUGAUCCAACAUCGCUUCACGGAAGCUGUUCGGUAAUCAAAGGCGAGAAAUGGGUAGCUACAAAGUGGAUUAGAGAUCAAGUACAAGAAGAUUAGAAUAUUAAUACUUGUAAAUUUACAUGUCUAUCUGUGCAAUGUUCAGCAGCUCCCAAAAUUUUGUGUAAUUCAUUAUGCUGACAUCAGUGGCAUCUCAAAUAAAGCAAAUAAACAAACUUUACUUCUUAA
Mercurialis annua (annual mercury) is the source of this 1287-nucleotide messenger RNA. RefSeq names its product probable prolyl 4-hydroxylase 9. Gene Ontology annotation, cellular component: endoplasmic reticulum. The coding region runs from base 262 to 1158 and encodes 298 amino acids. Gene Ontology annotation, molecular function: L-ascorbic acid binding; procollagen-proline 4-dioxygenase activity; iron ion binding. Lineage: Eukaryota; Viridiplantae; Streptophyta; Magnoliopsida; Malpighiales; Euphorbiaceae. Gene Ontology annotation, biological process: peptidyl-proline hydroxylation to 4-hydroxy-L-proline. The record is from RefSeq and is a predicted model, not a curated record. The transcript has 8 exons.